Penicillium manginii is the source of this 1902-nucleotide messenger RNA. Its product is annotated as FAD binding domain protein. Gene Ontology annotation, cellular component: cytosol. The coding region runs from base 1 to 1902 and encodes 633 amino acids. The transcript has 4 exons. Gene Ontology annotation, molecular function: [methionine synthase] reductase (NADPH) activity; flavin adenine dinucleotide binding; FMN binding. Gene Ontology annotation, biological process: homocysteine metabolic process. Lineage: Eukaryota; Fungi; Ascomycota; Eurotiomycetes; Eurotiales; Aspergillaceae. The record is from RefSeq and is a predicted model, not a curated record.
AUGGUCCACGCCACCGAGCCAGCCAUCGUCAUGCCCUCCUCGACGGUGGCCCGCCCCCGCAAGGGCACUUUUCAGGAAAUCCCCGUGUCCUCCACCUCCCACCCCGAUAAUCCUAUUCCCGAAGAGCCUCGAGGCGUUCGUUCCCUUUCAAUCACCGAUUUCAAUUUCAAUGGCUCGCCUGCUUCCUCCCAAGAGACUGAAUCCAGCGGCAACGAUUCCCCCGCCACCCCAAUCACUCCUCCCGACCUGCAGACCCUAUCAAUUUCGGAAGAUAAUGCUGGCAAACCCACCGGUCGCGCUCGUCGCGCCUCGACCAUCCUGAUUUCCCAGAACUCGGAUGAUAUGCGACGGGUGUUGGAGAAUGUUGGCACAGGCGGUACCCAGAAAAUCGAGUCCAUGUGCUGUGGUGGGGGUUGCUGCCGGGGUCGCCCCCUCCAACCUCUGGACGGUCCAAUCUCAGGCUUCAAUUCCAUCACCGCACCAGAUAAUGACGCUUUCGAGAGUCUUGGUCUCAAUGUCGAUCUCCUCACCUUGGAUAGCGAACUCUCCAACCUUGCCCCGCUCCCGGAAAAAACCGUAUCCUUCUCCCCCGCCCCCGCUCACGCCGACGACAUUCAACUGGGCCCCUCCGAUCACCCCCCACGCUUCGUACAACCCCAUCCUCCCUAUGAGGUGUACCGCGCUCCUCUCCACCACACCCGUGAGCUCACCAAGGGUGGGGCUGAGAAGCGUACUUACCACUUCGACAUCGAUGUCACCGACUACCCCGCCGAGAGCGGCAUGGUCGAUUUCGUCGUGGGUGGUGCCAUCGGCGUUUGCCCAAAGAACAAGGAUGAGGAGGUGGAGGACAUUCUCAACCUCCUUGGCGUCCCCAAGUCCAUGCGUGACAAGAAGGUUCUCAUGCGGACCACCAAGGGCCGCUGGCCCACCAUCUGGGGCGACGAUAAGCCUCGCGAGCUGAUCACCUCUCGUCGUGAGGUCCUGAGCUGGUGCUCUGAUAUUCAGAGUUACGCCCCAACCAAGGCGCUCUUCCGCACUCUGGCUGAAUACACCUACGAGGAGAAUGAGAGGAAGAUUCUCGAAUACCUCGCCUCGGCCCAAGGUCAAGCUCCCACAUCAGCUUGUCUCAGCUUCUCCACGCCUUCCCUUCCUCUCAACCCCCCCCUCGACCACAUUCUCUCUGUCCUGAACACUUUGAUGCCCCGUUUUUACUCUUUGUCCCAAGAUCCCAUGAUUUCCUGCCAAUUCAAGGGCACCGAAUGCCGUCGUCUCGUCGAAGUUGCAGUCACCGUCGCCGAGUCUGAUGACUGGCGUAACGGUACUCGCACCGGCGUUGGAUCUGGAUACCUCGAGAGUCUUGCACGUAAGGCCAUUGCUGCCCAAGCUCGGGGCGAGAAGGUUGACAUCCACAUCCCCAUGUUCCGUGGUCUCAUGGCCAACCCGCUUGCCACGCGCUUCGCUUCUGACGGACCCAUGCUCCUCAUCGGCGCUGGUGUCGGCAUUGCACCCUUCCGCGGUUUUGUUCAGCGACGUUUGCAGUCGGCCAACUGCGCCAACAAGGUCUGGGUCCUCCAGGGUGUCCGUGAUUCUCUUCUCGACGAGCUCUACAGUGGUGAGUGGGGUGUGCAUGAGGACAAGGUUCGCACUGUGGUUCAGAGCCGUCGUGGCGAGAGCCGCUACGUUCAGGAGGAAGUUCGUCACCAGGCUGACCUUGUCUGGUACGUCAUCAAUGCGCUUGAUGGCCGUGUCUUUGUCUGCGGUAGCGGCAAGGGAAUGGGUGAAGGUGUUGAAGCUGCUCUCGUCGAAGUUGCCAUGGCUAAGGGCAAUCUCAACUCCGAGGAGGCAACUCUCUUCUGGCAGCGAAAGAAGGAGGCUGGCCAGUACAUUGCUGAAACCUGGUAA